UUGUAAGAUUAAAAUAAAGAAGAGACAUGGCUAGAAACAAUAGUACGGCUCAUGCACUUAUGUUGUUGAUUACUAUUGUAGUGAUUAGUAGUUGUGCUUCCGUUGAAUUAGAUGGCAAUAUUCAUGAAUUUCCUUCCAAGAGUAAAAGGCUGAAGGAGUGUAUUGCUAAAUGCAAUCAUCGUUAUUUGCGUUUGCCUUCUACGUCUUAUUCGGAAAAGAUUGAAAAGCUUUCAAAUUGCAUUCGGGAAUGUUAUGCUACGUAUUACAAUGUUGGUGUCUAUUACUAUAUGCGGAUCUAUAGACGCCGUGCGGAUGAGAUCACGUUGUAGUAAGGCUCAAGGUGGCGCUAUGAUAUAGAUGAUACAUAAGGUGAUAUUGAUGUGGCCUAUUAUUGUGGCAUUAUGAUGAUAAAUGACGUGAUUUAUACUAACGAUAACGACCUAUCAUGACAUUGUGAUGACAAUUGAGAUUAGAAUAAUGGUAGGAACCAAAAGGGUAUUAGUAAAAAAUUAGUUAAAUAUUUUUGAGUGAAUCUAAAAUUUUUACGAGUUAAUAUAUAUGGAUGUUUUUUCUGCUAAAUAUUGGAAUGUUUCUUUUUCAUACUA
Arachis duranensis is the source of this 605-nucleotide messenger RNA. RefSeq lists its product as uncharacterized. Lineage: Eukaryota; Viridiplantae; Streptophyta; Magnoliopsida; Fabales; Fabaceae. The record is from RefSeq and is a predicted model, not a curated record. Bases 27 to 329 code for a protein of 100 amino acids. The transcript has 2 exons.